Molecule: messenger RNA, 1793 nt
Organism: Cuscuta campestris
Lineage: Eukaryota; Viridiplantae; Streptophyta; Magnoliopsida; Solanales; Convolvulaceae
Source: the annotation of a GenBank genome assembly
GAACGGGUGUGGAGUCCCGAUGAAGAAAGUCGGUGAAGUCAACGUCCCCAAAACCAAAGAGGAGUUCACCGACAAAGACUGCAAAAAGAUGGAGCUCAACGCAAAGGCAAUAAACAUGAUUUAUUGGGGUGUUAAUGCGGAUGACUACCGCAAAAUCUCGUGGUGUGAAACCGCAAACAAAUGUGGGAGAAAUUGGAGGUCACCUACGAAGGAACCGGGCAGGUUCAGGAGGCCAAAAUCGACCAUCUCACUCAUGAGUACGAACUCUUCUCAAUGAAGGAAAACGAGAAGAUUGAGGAAAUGUUUGAGAGGUUCUCUAACAUCAUUAAUCCUCUCAAUCUUCUCGGGAAGACAUACACCGACCGAGAACUCGUGAGAAAGGUGCUACGAAGCUUAUCCCCAAAAUGGCGUUCAAAGGUGGACACAAUCGAAGAAGGUCGUGACUUCCAAACAAUGACCUAUGAUGCUCUUCGAGGUAAUCUCAUUACCCACGAAACCACCCAACUCUCAAAGGUGGUUGAAGAGAGGAGCAAGAGGUCUAUUGCUCUACCCGCAACAACAUCAACCCAUAACAACAUUGAUGAUGAAGAUGAUGAUAGCGACGACACCGACCUCGGACUCUUCGUCCGAAAAUUCAAGAAGAUGAUGCUCAAGAAGGGAGCCAAGAAGAACACUCCACCCAAGUGCUAUGGGUGUGGUGAAAUUGGACACAUCAAACCAAUGUGUCCAAAGCUCAAGAACGAGAAGGACAAGAGGGCACCGAAGAAGCAACGUUCUUAUGACGAUGAAGAAGAAAUCGUUAAGGAAAAGGAACCGGAAGAAGAGAAAACGCACGAGCAAACGGAGCUUCCUAAGGAGUGGAGAACGUUGAAGAAUCACCCGAUUGACAACGGAGACUCGCCAUCUCUCAUCUCCUAUGUUGACGGCAAAACCGUUUUUAUUGACGGUGCCGGUUGGACUUCUCUGUUUGGCCUUCGUCGAGGUGAAAUUACCGAAAACUUGGAUGAAACAUUCCAAGAUGAGGCAAUUUGGCGACAACUCAGGUUAGAUCAUCGUAACCUCAAGUUUAGAAAUUCUAGCAACCCGAGUGUCAUCAACCUCACUUUGAUUCAACGCGUUCAACAAUACAUCUUUUCCUAUGUUUUGUUGCCCCGUGAUUCGAACCAUGGCAUUGUCAACAAGGACGAUAUUCGUUUGUUUCACGUCCUGUUGAACAAUGCCAAAUUUGAUUGGGUUCACUUCUCUAUCGUUGCACUCAGUGAUGGUACUUGUUUUUCCCAUCUCCGUUUUGCCAUCCGUGUCAUGCAUAUCCUUGCUCAUUGCAAAGUGGACCUUACUCGGGACACUCAGGUGCCGGUGAAGAAGACUUGCUUCAUCACGGAAGCCAAGUUCACCCGAAUUGUCUACCGCGAGGAAAACGAGCAAAAUCUGGAACUGGUCAUUCCAGACAAACAGGAGAGAGAGAACGAAGCUGAGUCGUCUCAGGCCGGAGGAAGUCAAACCACGGAACGCGUCAGUCGUCAACGCAGAACUCCUCCGAGAGAAGAAGCACCGGAACCUUCUUGGGUGAAGAUGAUCUUUGAUACACUCACGUGCAUCUGAGAUGACGUUCGCCAGCUCAACGAGAGGAUGACUCGUAUCGAGCAAUCCUGCUCCUACCGUGGCCCGCGUCACAGCUUUAGCGGAAGAGCUCGUCCGGCGAACUCUCUUUGAUUAUGUUGACCGUUAUUAUGACUUAUUUUGGUACAUUGCUAAAUGCUAUUUGAUGGAUACCCUAGAUAGGGGGUAUCCGG